AUGUCUUUCAGCCGACUAAUUCGUUUUGAGGAAGAUGGUAUAAGUCACUAUGGUGAUCUCAUCGACUCUAGUGACGGAAAAGGCUCCGAUGUCUUGGAGCUCAGUGGUAACCCAUGGCAAGGUCUGAAAUACACUGGUCGCAAGAUCAAAACUCCAAAGCUUUUGUGCCCUCUGGAGACCUGUCCUAUCAUCAUCUGUGUAGGACUCAAUUACAAGCAACAUGCAGAGGAAGCAAAGCUGAAAGUACCGACCUUUCCCGUAAUUUUCACGAAACCUAGCGAUGCUUUGGCAGGGCCAUUGGAUGAUGUCAAGGUACAUCCUGAUGCCCAGGUCCAACUUGACUAUGAGGGAGAGCUCGUGGUCGUAAUUGGACGUGAUGCCAAAGAUGUCCCAGAGAAUCAGGCUCUCAGUUACGUGUUGGGAUACACAGCUGGGAACGACGUGUCUGCAAGGAAUUUUCAACUACCAGAGGCUUCUGGUGGGCAAUUCUGUUACGCGAAAUCUUUCGAUGGUUUCGCACCUAUUGGUCCCGCCAUCUGGUCAACUGAGUUGGUGCCGGAUCCCCAAAAGCUUCAUCUCAAGACAAUCGUCAACGGCGAGGUUGUACAAGAGACGGAUACCAGUGAUAUGAUCUGGUCAGUCGCCCAAAUCGUUUCCCAUCUCUCUCGAGGAACGACUUUGCGGAAAGGAACGGUAAUUAUGACUGGUACGCCCUCUGGGGUCGGAUAUUUUCGAGGCAUUUUCCUCAAGGACGGUGACUUGGUUGAAGUGGAAGUCUCUGGACUUGGCCGAGUCACAAAUCGGGUUGUAUUUUAG
Molecule: messenger RNA, 816 nt
Organism: Colletotrichum godetiae
Lineage: Eukaryota; Fungi; Ascomycota; Sordariomycetes; Glomerellales; Glomerellaceae
Exons: 3
Coding region: 1-816 (271 amino acids)
Molecular function (GO): acetylpyruvate hydrolase activity
Source: RefSeq, a predicted model, not a curated record